AUGCAGUCCGUAGUGACUUACGAAAAGCCAUUGCCACAUUUAACUUUACCUGACUGGGAUGCGAGAUUGUACGGAUUACAGGUGACAGCAGACACUAGGAGAGCGGACGCCUUUGAUCUUCGGUACAGUUCGUAUCAACUUCGAAAUGAAACCAAAAUUAAGACCGAUUGGGACAGCUACCAUAAUAACAAUAGGCUGCGUGCGAGAGUAUACGAAAUAGAACAAUGGAAAUCGACUCUACAGGAGUUGUUAGAGCGUUUGGAUAGAGAAAUGGCAGCACUUAAAGAAGAGAAGGCAUCAACGGAGAGAGAGUUGGAGCAACUCAAUAUGCCUUUAUUGGUCUGCUCUGAGUGCCUGUCCAACAGAGAUGGUAGAAUGAGUUCUGAACUUACAUACGAUCUUGCUGAUACUGAGUUAAAGAAGGAACUUUGCGUGACCGAGAGCAAUAAGAAAAUGCUGAUAGACCGAUGUCAGUCCGCUUGGGAGAAGAUCAACAAGCUGGAAGUCGUGAAGUUUAAGUUGCAGCUCGAUCUCAACGAUAAGAACGAGACACUCCAAAUUGACAAAGAUAUGCUCAAUUUGGACAAGGAUUGUGCUAACAUCACAUAUAAAACUGAUUCAUUGAAGACUCCUAGACGUAUGAUAACCUACGACCAAUGGCUACAAAAGUGCGAGGCAACUAAAAAAAUGGCGAUCGAUGAGCUGCAAGACACUCUGCGUCUUCGUGAAUCCUUGUUUGUAGCUCGCGGUCGUGCCAGGAACGCGUUACGGGCGCAAACUGAUGUCACCAACUACAUGAUGAGGAGAAGAAUCUACGAAACGCAACGAGCAAGAAAUGAGCUGCAGUGGCAGAAAAUGAAGAUGGAAGAAAAUAUGGACAGGUUGGCUACAGAAUUGAAGACCAUAGGAGAACAAUUUGCAGAUAAAGUUAACGCGCUUAAGGUUGCUGAAACACGACUGGAGACGCGUGGGUACAGACCUGGAAUUGAAUUGGCCGGUGACGAAGCUGACAUCGGUAUGAAGGAGGAAGUGAGGAACCUCAGAGAGACGAUAAGACAACUUCAGGAGAAGCAGGAUUGUGCUAAAGCUACGUACAACGCUCUGGAGGCAGCGUCUAUCAAGAUCGCUAUAGACCUGGGCGAUAAGGAACAAUCUCUGGAGACAGACACUCGAGCGUUGGAAAUGAGGGCGGCUCUGGAGCCAAAAAAACCCACGGGGACGGACAAGAACUUGAUCCUCGCCAGUAUAGAAGAUGAAGUGCCCAAAAUGGAAGGAUGA
Messenger RNA from Leptosia nina, 1278 nucleotides. The record is from the annotation of a GenBank genome assembly. NCBI's taxonomy places the organism in Eukaryota, Metazoa, Arthropoda, Insecta, Lepidoptera, Pieridae.